This is a messenger RNA of Oenanthe melanoleuca, 3269 nucleotides long. RefSeq names its product bifunctional apoptosis regulator (gene BFAR). Gene Ontology annotation, biological process: proteasome-mediated ubiquitin-dependent protein catabolic process. Lineage: Eukaryota; Metazoa; Chordata; Aves; Passeriformes; Muscicapidae. Gene Ontology annotation, cellular component: nucleus. Gene Ontology annotation, molecular function: protein binding; ubiquitin protein ligase activity. The transcript is spliced from 8 exons. Bases 920 to 2263 code for a protein of 447 amino acids. The record is from RefSeq and is a predicted model, not a curated record.
CAGGGUGCUGUAGAGAGUGAAUCAAUAUUUUUUUGGACUAGUCAAAAAGAAUUUCAGUAAGGGAACAGAGACUGAUUGAAGUAAUUGUGAAUGUGUGGAGAGAUAGACUCUUAUGUGGUAAGAAUAGUAUCUGUGCAGGAUGCGUUAGCACUGCAAAUCAAACUAUCACCCGAAAGUCUCAUUUACGUCUAAGAUUACACCUCGAGUCUUUAUUUUAAAAUCAACCUUGAAUAGUUUCUGCGAAGGAAGGCUAUCUGGCUGCGUAGUGUGUAGUAAGAAGCGUACCUCAGUUCUCACGAAUAUGGAAGUGCGUGUGUUCCCAGAACUGGCAAUGUAGCAGUGCUCAAGUCCGGUGAUUUUAAACGCUUGAAAUCAAAAGGCUGCGGUGCUGGCCAGCGACUGUGGUGAGGGAGGAGCGCGGUGCUGCCGUGUCUGCGGGGCGGAAGCGGCGGGGCGGGCCCGGCCUCUCCUCGGCCCGGGCUGCAGCCGGGGCGCCGCGGUGCCCGAGCUGCUGCAGGGUAUCGAACCGGGGCCCGAGCUUCUGUUGCAGGGUAUCAGACCGGUGCCCGAGCUGCUGCAGGGUAUCGGACCGGGGCCCGAGCUUCUGCUGCAGGGUAUCGAACCGGGGCCCGAGCUGCUGCAGGGUAUCGGACCGGGGCCGGGGCUGGGGCUGCUGCUGCCGGGUAUCGGACCGGGGCCCGAGCUGCUGUACGGUAUCGGACCGGUGCCGGUCCGGCCCGGCCGUGCUGCUGCUGAGGAAGCAAAGCGGAGUGCACGAAGCUGGAGCUGGGAAGAGACAGGAGAGGAGCUCGCAAUCAUUCUGCUGCUGGCUCUUAUCUGGCGCAGACUGAGCGAAGUAAUGCCUUAUCUGGUUUGAAGAUCUAAGAGAGCUUUCUGUUUGUGUAAGUUAUAAAGGAAAAUGGAAGAAGAUGAGACUUCAGGAGGAGAAACAGAGAGGGCAAAAGUUGAACCAUGUGCUACUGCCCUGGGUCGGCAGAUAUCAGUCAGUGAGUUCCUGUGCCACUGCUGCUACGACAUUCUUAUCAAUCCCACCACCCUGAACUGUGGGCACAGCUUCUGUAGGCAUUGCUUGGCCUUGUGGUGGGUAUCCUCCAAGAAGAAUGAAUGCCCUGAAUGCAGAGAAAAAUGGGAAGGAUUCCCCAAAGUCAACAUUCUCCUCAGGGAUGUUAUUGAAAAGCUAUUUUCUGAUGCCAUUGAACAAAGAAAAGAAGAUAUUCAACAAAACAGUGAUGUAGCACGCAGCUUAGCAACUUUCCAAAAAUAUGGGAAUGACCAGAUGCCUACAGUUUCAAACACAGGAAGAAUUAAUCCUCGAGGAGGGUUUUUCUCUGGCGUUCUGACAGCUUUAACUUGUGUAGCAGUAGUUCUACUUGGCUAUCACUGGAGUAGCAGAGAAUUUGAAGAUGAUCUUCUUGUCCACAAGCCUGUUGCUAGGUGGACUGCUGAGGAAGUGAUAUUCUGGCUGGAGCAGCUGGGCCCGUGGGCUUCACAUUACAAAGAAACAUUUUUACUGGAGAAAGUAAAUGGAAGACUCCUCCUAACACUUACUGAAGAGGAUUUCACCAAAGAGCCUUAUAGUGUAGAGAACAGUAACCAUAGGAGAGCUAUUAUGGCAGAACUGGAACGUGUGAAAACUUUAGGUGUUAAACCACCACAGAACCUUUGGGAAUAUAAGGCCAUAAACCCAGGAAAAUCACUCUUUCUUCUGUAUGCACUGAAGAGUUCUCCAAGACUCAGUAUGUUAUACCUAUACUUGUUUGAUUAUGCAGAAGCUUUCCUACCUUUCAUGCACACAAUUUGUCCUAUGCAAGAAGACAAGUAUGAAGAUACUGUCACAAAACUGCUUGACCUUAAAGAUCCUUCUUGGAGGCAAUGGAGAGAAUUCACUGUGAAGUAUUUAUUUUUGCCAUACCAGUUGAUAGCUGAAUUUGCUUGGGAUUGGCUAGAUGUGCACUAUUGGACAUCAAGAUUUAUAAUUGUAAAUGCCAUGUUGCUCUCUGUUCUGGAAUUAUUCUCCUUUUGGAGGCUCUGGUCCAGAAGAGAAUUGAAGACUAUUCCUCACAGAAUGUGGAGACAUUUCUGGAAAGUCUCAACCCAGGGACUUUUUGUUGCCAUUUUUUGGCCUUUUAUUCCUCAGUUUGUCUGCAACUGUUUGUUUUACUGGGCCUUGUAUUUUAACCCAGUUAUAAACAUUGAUCUUGUGGUUACAGAGAUCAGGCGUCUGGAGACACAAGUGCAGUGAUUGGCAUUGGAACUCAUGAGCUGUUUAACUUCUAAAAAUGGACAUUGUAAAUAAACUUUGCUUUUUUUUGCUUUAUCUAUGUGGCAGUGAAAUUGAUGGAUUAUGUUAAUUUAAACAUACGAAAAAGCUUUAAGGUAACCACUUUAAGGUAAGUUACUCUUUAGCCAGCUGAUUCCAAAUUGGAGGACGAAGGAAAAAGGGAUUUUCUUUUUGAAAAAAAAGCACAUUCCUGUAUAGCCAUAUAAAACUCAUACAGUCAUCUCACCUUAUUUGUAUCAGAUAAAUUUCUUUAUUUUGUCCUCAGCAUUCUAUGUAUUUUCAAGCCUGCCUUAAAAUCAGUGUCUUCUGCACUGCUACAGUGAUUUCUUUCUUCUUCUUUUUAAACUUAGAAUUUCAUACCAGCAAUGUGUUCCUCAAUUUCAGUUUGCCAAAGGAAUGCCCUUCCUGGAUAGGCUUGAUGUUGAAAGAGCUUUAUUUAUUUCAGUCUUCUUUACAUGUAGCAUUGUGACUGCCCUAUACACAGCCUCACAGUAGAGUUUGUUCCAAAAUUCUUGUAGUUGACGGCAAAGACUACUUGAAUUUUCUUGUAUCUUGGAAAAUGUGGUAAUUAUCAUGGAAAAUUUUUUUAUUCAGAUCAGUUAGGCUUCAUCAAUAGCUCCUUUCACUCUCUUUUCUUGAAUUCUGUUGCUAAUUCCUAAAUUCGGGGUUAUCUCUUAAAAAGGGUUAUUUUGGCGAAGUGACCUGACACUGUAAUUACUUAUGGCAAUAUAAUGUGUGUAUCUAUGUCUGUGAGCAAGUAUUGACUGGAAAGUUAUUUUAUGUAAGCAGGAUUGACAUUUGUUAGUGUAUGUUCCUUUGAAUCAAAAGGUAAGAUUUUUUUCAAGAACUUUGUCCCCUUGCAUUCUGCAUUGGUUUGCUGUUUUGUUUAUUUCAUCUGUGUCAGUAAUGUGAACUAAAUUUGGCUAUGAAUAUUUUUCAUUAUUAAAGAUCUGUCUUGAAAUCUUCA